UACAAGCUUCAAAACACAUCCAUAAACGUGACGCACACUCACCGUAACAUAACCAAUACAUGCGUAGAAGUGAAGACAAGUUCGGUUCGUUUGAAAACGUUCGUUUCGAAUUCAUUCCGUACCGGUCUUCGGUUGGGUAAAGAAGUGUUCGGGUUUGGUCUCCUCAACACACGAAAAAGUUCUCGUUUUUAAGUGCGCGAUCUUUUCUAAUUUCUAACAAUGGAUAUGGCAUGUUUGGAAAUUCCCGGAACUGUCCAAGGCGAUAAGGAUUUUACAAUUCUCUCCGAUCACCGUGUCAUUAAAAAUCUCCUAGAAGCCGAAAAAGCUUACAUACCUUCAAUGAAUUACUUUAUCAUUCAAAGUGACAUCAAACCUUUUAUGAGAAAAGUUGUUACUCAAUGGAUGUUAGAGGUUUGCGAAGAACAAAAAUGUGAAGAUUCCGUUUUACCCUUGGCUGUCAACAUCAUGGAUCGGUUCAUGUGUGCUUGUGUUAUUAAGCGGCAGGAUUUUCAACUUUUGGGGGCAAGCUGUCUUUUGAUCGCCUCCAAAUUGAGAUGUUGCAAUCAAUUGGGGGUCGAUUUAUUGUGUGCUUACACCGAUAAUAGUGUUACCCCAGAAAAUAUUCAGAGUUGGGAGUUGCUGAUUUUGUCAAAAUUGCAAUGGGAGAUGAGUGCUAUAACGGGGUUCGAUUACGUGGAUCAAGUAAUCGGGCGGUGCUCCUGGGGCAACGACAGCACCCUUCUCAGACGACAUUCCAACACGUUGGUCUCCGUUUGCUAUACGGAACCAAGUUUAAUCCAAUAUGCACCAUCAUUAAUAGCCGCUGCUUGCUUAUGUUCGGCCGUUCGUGGAUUAAAAUUAUCANCAGCGCGACAAGCAGCGUCCGAUAUUUGCAUGAUGUUAAACGUAGAUCCAAUAAACAUGGAAUUAUUGGUUCGAUUCAUCGAUCAAACGAUAGAACAAUCCGUUUCGCAGUCUUCGACAACGCAGCAACAAGAAGUAGUUCAAGAAGAAGAAAUUUCAACGAAAUUCGCAGAAUACGAACAACCAGAAACGCCAACAGAAGUAAAUAAUUUAUAUUUUUGCGAUUAAAAUCACGACUUAUAUUCGAAAAAAAAAAGAUUUAUUGGUUGUUUAUCCUUUUGUCGUUAUUUUGCAUUGUUGCGUUUAUUCGAAAAAAAAAAGAUUUAGUUUUCGUUACUGAAUACAUGUAUUUUAGGUAUUUUUCUAAAACUAUUUUAAUUUCGAUUGAUUUUUUAGUUUAUGAAAUACCUCUUUGAGUUUAUGAUCUCUUAAUUUACCGCUAUUAAGAAGAAAAAAA
This is a messenger RNA of Onthophagus taurus, 1321 nucleotides long. RefSeq names its product G1/S-specific cyclin-D2. The record is from RefSeq and is a predicted model, not a curated record. Lineage: Eukaryota; Metazoa; Arthropoda; Insecta; Coleoptera; Scarabaeidae.